AUGUCGCACGAUCCGCGAUAUGUCCCGUCACCACGGCACCCACCGGCAGCUGGAGCCACCGAACCCCCGAGAAUUCAAGAGGGAUUCUAUCGCGCACGAAUCGUCGACAUCCCUAAACGUCGCGAAAUAUCUUCUCGUGCCUCUGCUCGAUCAGAGAGUCAGCAGCCGAUGAUGGACAAGCCUGAGGCCACCAACACGAGUUCCAAACUACGCCAUGCUCAUGAUCACGCGCAUCACUCCAACAGUCCGAGUCACGAUGUGCGUCCUCCUCCGCCACCUCAUUCGCCAAGCCAGAGGAGCGUCAGCAUUGUGCGGAGUUCCUACAUGGAGUAUGAGUCUAGCGCCCCGUCGAGGUCGCCUCACUUCAGCCAGCCAUUUCUUCGUUCACCACAUCCAGCCACUCAUCAGCAGCAAGAAGAUGUGAGGUUGUCGCCUACCGCCGCGCUCCGCGCCUCCCGCGCAUCUCGUAGCUUCCAGCAUGAAGCAGAAGCGAUCCCCCAUCAGUCGGCUCCUCCACCCCGUUUUUCUCAUAGGCGAGAGGAAUAUGAUCCGAGGAGACUGCUUCCCACUGCAGUUCGUCCUCCUCAGGCUUUCCAAUUUGAGCUUGAGGAAGAGCCCCCUCAGCACCACUCCUCUGAGCCUCAUGUACCCGGCCGCUUUCCUUCCUCCCCAGAUCCCCUGCGACAACCAACGGAUACCCGGAUGGAAGGUCUUGUGGAGGAAGUUCCGAGACUGCGUCCGAAGGCCGGAAGUUACCGCGAAUUGCACCCCUAUGAGCUUGGAAUGGUCUAUUCCACUCAUUCUCUAAACCAGACUCGACCUCUAACUACCAACUACGACCAGCAGAACGGUAGCGACCUCACAGAGCCAUUCAUCUUCGAGAUCCCAAGUUCCGGAAAAGUAGACCAUGACGGCAGCAGCAAGACGACUGCCACAUCGAAGCAGGCUGCCUAUUACGCCCGCAAUCCCGCGCAUGAGGCCGAGACGUACCCGCUACUCCGUCGUCUUGGCGAUGACGAGCGAUACGCAACUUCUUUCCGCACCGAGCGGGACGGGGCUGAUGGGCAAGGUGGAGAGGUCAUGCAAACGGACCCAGCUGAGAUUGAUGUGAGGGCCAUCGAGAAUGAGAGGCGCGAGGCGGACAGGAGAAGUGGGCGCUGA
Messenger RNA from Ramularia collo-cygni, 1161 nucleotides. RefSeq lists its product as uncharacterized. The coding region runs from base 1 to 1161 and encodes 386 amino acids. NCBI's taxonomy places the organism in Eukaryota, Fungi, Ascomycota, Dothideomycetes, Mycosphaerellales, Mycosphaerellaceae. The transcript has a single exon. The record is from RefSeq and is a predicted model, not a curated record.